Messenger RNA from Anneissia japonica, 1303 nucleotides. Its product is annotated as plexin-A4-like. The coding region runs from base 17 to 1138 and encodes 373 amino acids. The transcript has a single exon. The record is from RefSeq and is a predicted model, not a curated record. Lineage: Eukaryota; Metazoa; Echinodermata; Crinoidea; Comatulida; Comatulidae. Gene Ontology annotation, cellular component: semaphorin receptor complex. Gene Ontology annotation, molecular function: semaphorin receptor activity; protein binding. Gene Ontology annotation, biological process: semaphorin-plexin signaling pathway involved in axon guidance; regulation of cell migration.
GGUAUCAAUAUUGAAGAUGGAGGUACCUGGGAUGGUUUUGAAACUCCUCAUCACAUUAAUUGUGAUCACAAGUUCACCGACCCUUGCAAAUUAUUACAAUAAAUAUAAAGAUCCAACUGGAAACUUUUCAACAGUGUUAUUUGAUGUGGAUGGUAAUAAUAUAUUAAUAGGUGGUUUGAACAAAGUGUAUAAACUUAAUAGUGAUUUAGAGUUGUUAGUACAAGGAUCCAUAGGACCAAAGAUGGACCAUCCUGAUUGCCAGGCCCCACCACCAGCUGAUUGUGCCCAAGAAAGAACCAUAAGGAAUAAUUCAAACAAACUUCUCCAACUAUAUGGUGAUAAAAUAAUUUCAUGUGGAACUGUUUAUCAAGGCAGUUGCGAGUUUUUGUAUCGCUCAAAUUUGACAUCGAUUGCGCAGGAACUCGUGCCCGUAAUAAACACUGAAGGCAAAAGUGUAUCAAUUGUUUCUUUAGAUGCUGAACCAAAGUUGUUUAUUGGAACAUCACCGGUAAGUGAGCCUGACUUACCAGCAUAUGCCAUUCGCUCUCCUUUGAAUUUUGAGGUACACAAAGAACAAUCCGUAACAAAGGCUCAGAAGAAGGCAACUGAUAAUGCAAUAAGAGAUGGAUUUGUAAUUGAUUUUAUCCAUGCUUUUGUAAGCAACAAAAUCAACUACUUUGUCAUGGUGUAUGAUGAGAAAUAUGGUGAAACUACGCACAAAUAUCAAACAUACAUUGCGCACCACUGUCAAUCUGACCCAUCUUAUCUUUCGUAUAUUGAGCUACCAUUAGUGUGCCGCCACAAUGGACAGAGUUACACACUAGCCCAGUCAGCUUAUCUUGCUAAAAGAGUUCCAUCACAACCAAAUUCAUCUGAGCUUGUACUCGUCGUAACAUUCGGAAUGUCUGAGAAUGCGGCAAGCUUAAUACCAGAAAGAAAAUCGGCAGUUUGUAUGUACUCUCUGACGGACACAAUUGAGUAUUCAUUUCUAGAGGCAUAUAAAGCUUGUGCUCGAGGGAAUACCACGUUUAAAACAAUCAAGUGGGCAGGUCAUAAUCAAAACACGUGCACUAACAAUCCACAUUGGGUAAGUUUUUUUUUAAAGAUUUUUAUAGUCAAGAAUAGUCAGGUACAGUAGAACCUUUAUUACAUAUUAUUAUUUUUUUAUUAUUAAGGGGACACCUUUCAUACCUACCAAGUCUCCCGCAUUUGGCGGGAGACUCCCGCUUUUCGCCCUAACCUCCAGCUCUCCCGCCACUAGCCUAAAAUCUCCAGCUUUUCUAAUAAUCUCAAGAUUUUUUAU